Jatropha curcas is the source of this 1407-nucleotide messenger RNA. RefSeq names its product epoxide hydrolase 1. Gene Ontology annotation, molecular function: catalytic activity. The record is from RefSeq and is a predicted model, not a curated record. NCBI's taxonomy places the organism in Eukaryota, Viridiplantae, Streptophyta, Magnoliopsida, Malpighiales, Euphorbiaceae.
CAAUAAAAACGACCUUACCUAUAUGAUCCAAAAAUUAUCAAUACUAUCCACUUGCCCAAGUUGGAAUCAUUCUCUUUUUAACAAGUGCUUGGAAUGUCAUCUGACAUUCCUUCUCAAUCCAUAUUGGAAAGCAGCAGACUUAGUCAAGGCUUUCUUCUAUAUAUAUAUAUAUAUAUAUAUAUAUAUAUAACUCCUCCUUACUGCAUUCAAAUCAUCCAUAUCUAGCAAAAACCAAAAGCAACCCAAAAUCUCAAGCCAAUAAUCUCUAGCAAGUUAGCAGCAAUCUAUCAGAAAGCAAAAACACAUUUUUCAAAAGAAAUGGAGAAGAUACAGCACAUAAGAGUACCCACAAACGGUAUCAACAUGCAUGUAGCAACAAUAGGGACAGGUCCAGCAAUUCUCUUCUUGCAUGGAUUCCCUGAGCUCUGGUAUUCAUGGCGACACCAACUCCUUCAUUUAUCUGCACUUGGCUAUCGUUGCAUAGCCCCUGACCUUCGUGGCUAUGGUGACACCGAUGUUCCUGCAUCAGUCAGCGAGUACACAGGGUUCCACAUAGUCGGUGACCUUAUUGGUCUUCUUGACGCAUUGGGAAUCGAGCAAGUGUUUUUGGUUGGCCAUGACUGGGGCUCCAUCAUCGCCUGGUACUUUUGCUUGUUUAGACCUGACAGAAUCAAGGCCUUAGUCAAUACCAGCGUUGCCUUCACACCGAGGUUCCCACAACUGCUAAAUCCUGUGGAGAAUCUCAGGGCUAUCAUUGGCGACGAUUACUAUGUCUGCAGGUUUCAGGGACCUAUAGAACAUGAGGCACAGUUUGCUGGAGUUAAUACAGCAAGCCUUCUAAGAAGUAUUUAUACAGCUCGGGAUCCAAAACCGCCUCGCAUCCCGAAAAACAUAGCAUACGAAUCAUUAUUCCCAGAUUCUCUAUGCAGCUUGCCCUCUUGGCUUUCUGAGGAAGACAUCGAUUAUUUCGCUACCAAAUUUAAACAGACAGGAUUUACAGGAGGAUUAAAUUAUUACAGAAACCUCAAGUCAACCUGGGAGCUGAUGGCUCCGUGGACAGGGCAACAGGUGAAAGUACCAGUAAAAUUCAUAGUGGGGGAUCUGGACACAGCUUAUAAUCUUCCUGGUGUGAAAGAAUAUGUAAAUAAUGGUGGAUUUAAAAACGAUGUGCCGCUUUUGGAAGAAGUGGUGAUAAUGGAAGGAGUGGCCCAUUUCAUUAUCCAAGAAAAGGCUCAGGAAAUCAGCCAGCAUAUUUAUGAUUUCAUCAAAAAGUUCUGAUCUUUUACAGACUAUACAAAUCGUCUCCACGAUUUCUUUAUUCUUUUGUUAAUUUUAAGAGUUGUAACGCACUCAAAAUUGUAUUGAUUUUCUAAUUUAUAAUAAUUCUUCACUUUUCAUCGAUUCAAA